CUGCUGGGGGAAGAGAGCAGAAGAGGUGUCGAUCGGGUCCUGGUCCAGGAGGAAAGAGGCCGGACCUCUUCUGGUGGCAGCACCAGGACUUGUCACACGCCGUGGCAAAGAAUUUUCCAAACGGUUCCUUUGUGUCUCUGAGUGGCUAAAAGAAAAUUGGAGGCAAAGAACAGAAGUUGGCGUCUUGGCAAAGCAGUACCUUGAGCGAGGCCUUCUGGUGCCGGACCACGUCAUCACGCGCGUGAUGAUGACGGAGCUGGAGAAGCGGCGAGAGCAGCACUGGCUGCUCGACGGUUUCCCUCGGACGCUGGGGCAAGCCGAGGCGCUGGAUAGGAUCUGUGAGUUGGACCUGGUGAUCAGCUUGAACAUACCCUUCGAGACGCUGAAGGAUCGCCUGAGCGCCCGCUGGAUCCACCCGGCCAGCGGAAGGGUGUACAACAUGGACUUCAACCCCCCCCACGUCCCGGGCGUCGAUGACCUGACGGGCGAGCCGCUGGUCCAGCGUGAGGACGACAAACCUGAGGCCGUUGCUGCCAGGCUCAGAAAAUACAAAGAUGCUGCAAAGCCAGUAAUAGAGUUGUACAAGAGCAGGGGCAUCCUUCACUCCUUCUCGGGGACAGAGACCAACAAGAUCUGGCCGUACGUCUACACCCUGCUGUCCAGCAAGAUCCCACCCGUCCUCUCGGAUGAGGAGAACUAA
Messenger RNA from Cariama cristata (Red-legged seriema), 700 nucleotides. RefSeq names its product adenylate kinase 4 (gene AK4). Gene Ontology annotation, cellular component: cytoplasm. The record is from RefSeq and is a predicted model, not a curated record. The annotation marks the transcript as partial. Gene Ontology annotation, molecular function: ATP binding; nucleoside diphosphate kinase activity; AMP kinase activity. Lineage: Eukaryota; Metazoa; Chordata; Aves; Cariamiformes; Cariamidae. The transcript has 5 exons. Gene Ontology annotation, biological process: nucleobase-containing compound metabolic process.